AUGUCAUUCCAACAAGCUUGGCGACACUAUCUAUUCACCACCUUCUUCCACAAUUGCAAGGAGACACCACAAGACAUCAAGGAGCUUUUUGAGAAGGCUAAAAUACAACCCACAUUCAAAAUCCUCUACAAGAUUGAAGACCCAGGUCAAGUCUCUAUACCUUGUCAAGUAAAUGGUCAUUACUUUGAUAGAACACUUUGCGAUUCUGGAUCUUGCAUCAACUUCAUGCCAACCCAAACCGCCAAACUCCUUGGUAUCACACGCUUACAACCUACUCAGAUUAGUACUGGACUUGCUAAUCAUACUAUUGUCAAACCAAGAGGAGUAGUAGUUGAUGUUCUUCUAGAGAUUGGAGAUACCAAGAUCCCGGUGGAUUUUCAUGUUAUGAACAUCAAAGGAGGAUGUGAUACGCCCUUGAUACUAGGCCGACCUUUCUUGGCCACUGCUGGUGCUAUUAUGGACUUCCAAACAGGCGAAUCUCUUUAG
Messenger RNA from Microthlaspi erraticum, 486 nucleotides. Lineage: Eukaryota; Viridiplantae; Streptophyta; Magnoliopsida; Brassicales; Brassicaceae. The record is from the annotation of a GenBank genome assembly.